Molecule: messenger RNA, 3438 nt
Organism: Paramuricea clavata
Lineage: Eukaryota; Metazoa; Cnidaria; Anthozoa; Malacalcyonacea; Plexauridae
Source: the annotation of a GenBank genome assembly
UAAUAAUAAUAAUAAUAAUAAUAAUAAUAAUAAUAAUAAUAAUAAUAAUAAUAAUAAUAAUAAUAACAUACAUAUUAACAUACUAGAAAGGAAGAAAAAGGGACAAAUCAGAAAGGAAGGUAAAUAUAAAAGGCUCGAGGAAAAAUAUAAGAUAAGAACAAAGGGGUUACCAACAAUGACUGAGGAGCUUAAGCAGAGGAUACUAGCGAAAAUAGAGAAGGUAAAGAUGUAUGAACAGAAUAUAGACAGAAUAGAAUGUUUCAGAGUGACCAAAAAAGGUUUUAUGUGGAAAUAAACAAUGGUCAGGAAAGUAAAGUUGAUAAAGUGAUACCAGAUGCGGAUGAAAGUAUAAAGUUCUGGAGCGAAAUAUGGGACAAUGGAAUUGAACAUAAUAAGGAUUCUGAAUGGCUACAUGAAGUGAAAAAGGGAAUCGAAUAUUUGAAACAAAACGAUUUGAAGAUAAAUAAGGAAGAUAUUACAAAGCAGUGUAAGAAGAUCCCCAAUUGAAAAGCGCCAGGCCUAGAUGGAGUACAGGGUUAUUGGAUAAAGAAAAUUACUUCUUGUUAUCAAAGGAUUGCAGAACAGUUAGAUGAGAUUUUAAAUGGUAAGGCUGAACUACCUCAAUGUAUCUCACAUAUGGUAGGACAGUGUUGUGCUUAAAAGACCCAUCAUGGGGUAAUGCAUUUGAUAACUUUCGACCCAUAUCUUGCUUACCAUUGAUGUGGAAAUUGACGACAGGGGUGAUUGCCGAAAGUAUGUACACUUUUCUGGAGAUGAAUGAUGUACUACCGAAUGAACAAAAAGGAUGUAGAAGAACGACUAGUGGAACAAAAGACCAAUUGUUAAUUGAUAAGUUAGUUUAAGAGAUUGUAAAAGAAGACAUACAAAUUUGUCGAUGGCCUGGAUAGACUAUCGCGAAGCAUAUGAUAUGGUACCUCAUUCCUGGAUAGUGGAAUGUAUGAGUAUGUUCAAAAUCGCAGCAAAUGUGAGAAUGGUUGUGGAAAGUAGUAUGGAGAACUGGAAAACAGAGUUAACAUCUUCGGGAGAAAGCCUAGGUAUUUUUCAAGGUGAUAGUUUAUCUCCUUUGAUAUUUGUGAUGUGCAUGACGCCGUUAAGCUUCAUACUGAGAAAGGAAAAGUUAGGGUAUGAAUUUCGCGGAAAAGAACUCAAGAUCAACCAUCUUCUAUUCGUGGAUGAUCGGAAGUUGUUUGGAAAGAACAAGGAGCAAAUAGAAUCACUGGUGAAAACUGUCCACAUUGUUAGCAGACAUUGGAAUGGAAUUUGGGAUAAAGAAAUGUGGAAUUCUUGUAAUGAAAAGAGGAAAGAUUGUGGAAUGUAAUGCAAUACAGCUACCUGAUGAGGAAACAAUAAAGUCCGUAGAAGAAGAUGGAUAUAAAUAUCUUGGUAUACUGGAAUUAAAUAAAAUUAUGGAGGAUGAAAUGAAGAGAAAGUUUAUAAAGGAAUACGGGAGGAGGUUAAGACUGGUGCUGAAAUCAAAACUUAAUGGCAGAAACGAAAUCAUGGCGAUGAACACUUGGGCUGUUGCGCUGCUGAGGUACGGAGCUGGUGUUUUGAAAUGGACAAAAGAUGAAGUUGCUGCAAUGGAUCGCAAAACACGUAAACUGAUGACAAUGUAUGGUGCUCUUCACCCAAGAAGCGACAUUCAUCGAUUAUAUUUACCGAGGGGAAAGGGCGGAAGAGGUUUGAUUAGUUGUGAAGGAUGCAUUCGUACAGAGGAGAACAUUUUGGGAUGGUAUGUAAAGAACAGUGUGGAACCACUUUUACAACAAGUUGCAAAGACAGGUGUGAUUGAAACGGAAAGAUGCGAAACAAAAGAAAAAUUUAAGAAGAAAGCAGUAGGAGCUAGAGAAAGCCUGGAUUGACAAGAAAAUGUAUGGACAAUAUAACUAAGAUUUGGGUAAAGAAGUGGAUAGGGUACGAGAAGACAUGGCGCUGGCUGAAGAAAGGAGACUUGAAACCUGAGACUGAAGCACUUCUAUGUGCUGCACAAGAACAAGCUCUACGGACAAAUUAUGUAAAGUUUCACAUAGAAAGAACUGUUGAGUCUCCACUCUGUAGACUUUGUGGGGAAAAGGGAGAGCAUAUAACACACUUGACAAGUGAAUGCAAGAAGCUAGCACAAAAAGAAUACAAACGAAGACAUGACAAUGUGGCUCGCAUUGUAAACUGGAAGCUAUGUGGUUUGUACCAACUAGGGAAAGCUGAAAAUGGUAUGAAUAAUUGAGUAAUUGAAUCAGAUAAUGUAAAGAUUCUCUGGGAUUUUAACAUACAGUGCGAUCAUGUGAUUGAAUGUCGAAAACCUGAUAUUGUAGUGGUUUUAAAGAAGGAAAAGGAGUGCAAGAUCAUAGACCUCGCAGUUACAGGGGACUGUAGAAUUGGUAUAAAAGAAACAGAGAAGGUAGAAAAGUAUGAGGAGUUGAAAAGGAAAAUUCGGAAAAUAUGGGCAAUGAAAAAAGUAGAAGUCAUCCCAAUAGUAGUAGAUGCCUUAGGAGCAGUUAGUAAUAAACUGGAUAAGUGGAUUGAGAAAUUGGGAAUACAUAUAAGAAUAGAACUUACUAGACUGAUAGAGGAAACUAAAAUUAAUUACUACAAUACCAAAUUUGCAAACUCUAAAAAUAGUGCUGACAGCUGGAAAACAAUUAACGAAUUAUUAAACAAAAAGUCCAAAACAACGACUCUCAAUGCGAUUUCUGUGAAUAAUGAGGUUGUUACAGGAGAUAAAAACAUUGCUAAUGAAUUCAACAAAUAUUUUGCUACCAUUGGACUAAACUUAGCUGAAAACAUCUGUACAACUGACGUUGACCCGUUGACAGUAGGGACAGCUGAUUUUAACUUCAAAAGUAUUGAAAAAGCAAAUGUGAAAAGCGUAUUAAAGAAAUCGAAAGCUACCAAAGCAACAGGCACUGAUAAUAUUUCAAUUAAGCUUCUAAAAUUAGCAGGUGACUCUAUCACAGAUCCAUUAACAUUCAUUUUUAAUUUGUCUUUAUUUACUGGUAUUUUCCCUGAUGACAUGAAAUUUGCAAAAGUUACGCCAAUCUUUAAAUCCGGAAGUAAACUAGAUUGCGGAAAUUACAGACCAAUCUCAGUUCUUUCGGCAGUUCCCAAGAUAUUCGAAAAGAUUGUUUAUGAACAACUCACGAAAUUCCUAGACGACAAUAACAUUAUUCCAAAACACCAGUCUGGCUUUCGGCCACUGCAUUCAACCGAAACGACACUGCUUCAGUCAACUGACAAAUGGCUUUUUAAUAUGGAUAAGGGCUUAAUUAAUGGAGUUUUGUUUCUGGAUUUAAAAAAGGCCUUCGACACAGUCGACCAUAAAAUUCUUCUUUUAAAACUUAAACGCUAUGGAGUAGGUGGGAUUGCAUUCCAAUGGUUUCAAUCCUAUCUUCAACAGCGACAACAAAUCUGUAAAAUUGC